Danaus chrysippus (African queen) is the source of this 2175-nucleotide messenger RNA. Lineage: Eukaryota; Metazoa; Arthropoda; Insecta; Lepidoptera; Nymphalidae. The record is from the annotation of a GenBank genome assembly.
AUGUACAGAAUAAGGAACAUAUCUAACGGUUUGAUAAAACAAAUUCAUUAUCGUUACUCCACACAGAAAGUCACAGAUGGAAAUAGUCGAAACACAAAUAAAUCUGUGCCAGAAAAGGAUAUAAAUAGCUUAAAAUUUACAAAUUUGAGAAACAAAAGGGUUAGACCAACCGAAAUAACUCUCAAAUCAGACAAAUUCAUGAGAAGACCCUUCACUAAAAUGCCAACAGCUAAAUUCUCAACUUCAUCGGCACUGCAAAAUCAAGAACCCUGCAAGAUUGUUCCUUGCAAGCCAAAAACGGAAAAUCCUUGCAAAACUAAAACGGAAAAUCCUUGCAAACCUAAAAAGGAUACUUCCUGCAAACCUAAAAUUGAAAAUCCGUGCAAGACAAAAACAGAGAGUCCUUGCAAGACAGAAACUAAGACAGAUUGUCCUUGCAAGGCCAUGCCUUAUUUCCGCUUCCCAAGCACUGUUUCCCGGUUAAUUACUACAAAUACAGAAGAAAAGCAUGUAUCAGAAGCUAAGAAGAUCAAGGAAAGUGAGAAGAAAGUGGAAUUUGUGAAUGAGGAUAAUAAAAAAGAAAGGGAUGGUCAGCUCGCCUUGAAAUCAGUGCGAUUAGGAGCUUGUACGUUUUUGAGAGUACCAUCGGCGAAUUUCUCAACCACGUCAGUGGCAGCGGAUGAUGUGUGUUCCAAGAUUGGAGAUAAAGAUAAAGAUAGUGCUCCCAGUGGAACCGGGGAACCUCCGAAAUCUGCCACCGCUGGCUCCCAAGGAACCAUUAUAGCUGUUAUCGGAGCUGUUGUCGAUGUGAAGUUUGAGAAGAAUCUCCCGCCAAUACUCAACGCACUAGAAGUGCCCGGAAGAAAGCCUCGUUUAAUACUGGAAGUCGCCCAACAUCUUGGUGAAAGCACGUGUCGUACAAUCGCCAUGGAUGGUACAGAAGGUUUGGUCAGAGGGCAGCCGAUAGUGGACACUGGAGCUCCCAUCACCAUUCCCGUGGGAGAACCAACUUUGGGCAGAAUUAUUAACGUCAUCGGGGAGCCAAUAGACGAGCGUGGUCCCAUAGCAACUGAUCAGUUUGCUCCUAUCCACGCGGACGCCCCGCCUUUCGUGGAGAUGUCCGUGGAACAAGAAAUAUUGGUGACUGGCAUCAAAGUUGUUGAUCUUCUAGCCCCUUACGUUAAAGGUGGUAAAAUCGGUCUAUUCGGUGGCGCUGGUGUCGGAAAAACUGUCCUGAUCAUGGAACUCAUCAAUAACGUUGCCAAAGCUCACGGUGGAUUUUCGGUAUUCGCUGGAGUCGGCGAACGGACCCGGGAAGGUAAUGAUCUAUACAAUGAGAUGAAAGUCGGUGGUGUUAUAAAAGAAGAUUAUAAGUCAUCAAAAGUGGCGCUAGUGUACGGUCAGAUGAACGAGCCACCCGGUGCAAGGGCUCGUGUCGCCCUCACUGGACUGACCCUCGCUGAACACUUCAGGGACAAGGAAGGACAGGAUGUACUGCUGUUUGUUGAUAACAUCUUCAGAUUCACUCAAGCUGGUUCCGAGGUAUCAGCGUUGCUGGGUCGUAUACCAUCCGCUGUGGGCUACCAGCCGACCCUCGCUACUGACAUGGGCACCAUGCAAGAGAGAAUCACGACUACGAAGACUGGAUCUAUAACUAGUGUUCAGGCGGUGUAUGUGCCAGCUGAUGAUCUAACUGACCCAGCACCAGCCACCACCUUCGCUCAUCUCGACGCCACUACAGUACUGUCUCGUGCUAUCGCCGAGCUUGGUGUGUACCCAGCCGUGGAUCCAUUAGACUCUACAUCAAGAGUUAUGGACCCAAAUAUCAUUGGAGCUGAGCAUUAUGGAGUGGCGAGAGGCGUGCAGAAGAUAUUACAGGACUACAAGUCGUUACAAGACAUCAUCGCCAUCUUGGGCAUGGAUGAACUGUCUGAAGAUGAUAAGCUGACUGUUGCGAGGGCGAGGAAGAUACAGAGGUUUCUAUCACAACCCUUCCAGGUGGCAGAAGUGUUUACAGGUCACAUCGGGAAGAUGGUUAAACUGGAGGAGACCAUUAAAGGAUUUAAAAGGAUUCUGAUGGGUGAAUUGGACCACAUUCCCGAAGCUGCUUUCUACAUGGUGGGCACCAUAGAAGACGUGAUCGCCAAGUCCCAAGCUCUAGCCAAAUCUGUCUAG